AUGAUGCACAACUUCUCCAAGCUGGGUCAGGAGGAUUGUUUGUUCCUGAAUGUGUAUUCGCCUCGCCUGCCGGAGUCAAAAGAAGAGAAGGGUCUCCCGGUUAUGGUUUGGGUGCACGGUGGUGGUUUCAUCAGCGGAUCUGGCGACGACGACAUCUUCGGCGUUGAUUAUCUCCUUGACGAGGAUGUCGUCGUGGUGACGUUCAACUACCGCUUGGGCGUCUUCGGCUUCAUCACGACCGAGGACGGCUUCGCCACCGGCAACCUGGGCCUCCGUGACCAGGCUCUGGCGCUUCAGUGGGUGCGUGAUAACAUCGCGGCUUUCGGAGGUGACCCAGAACUCGUCACUAUCUUCGGGGAAUCUGCAGGAGGUGCCAGUGUUUCGCUUCUGGUAGCCAGUCCUCUUACAAAGGGCCUGUUCCACCGGGCCAUCAGUCAGUCGGGGUCUGCCAGCUCUUGCUGGUGUCUGGCGGGAGACCAGCAUGAAGAGUUGGCGGUGCUUACCACUGGACUCGGCUGCCCCGAGAGCGGUGCAGCCGCGCUGGAGUGCCUCCGUCAGAAACCUGCCGAUGACAUCAUGAAGGUGGUGGCUAGUGUUGGUUUCGAUGCUGGCGGCCUAGCUCUGCAGUUUCAUCCUCGUGUCGAUGCCGAUGCGAAGGAACCGUUCGUGCCCGAUCAGCCUAACCGCCUACUGAAGAGCGGUCGCUUCAACAGGGUGCCUUGGAUGAUGGGUUCCACGCAGGACGAGGGUCUCUUCGUCGCCGGCUUCCUUCACCGUGACUCUGAGGGUCUUGCUCGCGCACUCAAGGGAGACUUAGAGGCAUGGUCGUCCGCGUCGUUCCUUUGCGGAGAAGGCCUUUCAUCUAAGACCGUCAACGGCGCUCCUCUUGAAGUGGCCGAGAAGAUCCGCGACUUCGUCCUGAGUAAGGGAGGCAACCCCACCGCGGCGCUCAUCAAGUUCUUCAGCGACCGUUUCUUCACACUGGGCAUGAGUGCCGAGCUGUCCCUGGCUUCCGAGCUUGUCCCCGUCUACCAGUACCUGGUGGACCAUAUCGGCCCCGGCCAGAUGCGCUUCGCCGAUAUGAUCGGUGUCGAGGCACCUCCUCUGCCUCUCGUCUCCCACGGAGACGACAUGGCCUACCUCUUCCGCGCGGCUCUCCAGCGUCGUCCGGAGCCAGGAUCGCCCGAGUACGCGCUCGUGCGACUGUUCGUACGGCUGUGGACGAGCUUUGCUCAGCACGGCUACCCAUCAGCUCCUGAGCUGGGAGUAGAGGACUGGCCCAUCUACACCUCCCAGAGCGGGACCUACCUCCGGCUGAACGCUGCUCCGGCGCUUGCCGAGAAGUUCGCCGAAGAGCGUGUCCGUUUCUGGGAAAGCCUUCCUCUGAAGGAGCCGUGGAACGCGCAACGCUGGAGUUCGUCGAAAGACGGUCAUGAUGAACUGUGA
Molecule: messenger RNA, 1446 nt
Organism: Amphibalanus amphitrite
Lineage: Eukaryota; Metazoa; Arthropoda; Thecostraca; Balanomorpha; Balanidae
Product: juvenile hormone esterase-like
Exons: 1
Coding region: 1-1446 (481 amino acids)
Source: RefSeq, a predicted model, not a curated record